UCUUCCUGAAGUUUUGAAUAGCAGUCAGUCUCCUGAAGUAGUUGUGGUGGUAAUGCCAAAUAUUGAACCUUUUGUCGUAGAAAUAUUCACUCCAAAAUGACCAAAGUUAUCUUAGCUGCAUCUUUUUUAAUAGUUUGGAUUGGGGCUGAUGUUCAUUGCAGGGCAUACAAUGACAAUGUUAGCAACGAAUUUCAAACUCGUCAACAGCUGAAGGAUGGGAAUUGGCAAGUGAUCUAUCGCAAACUCAAGAAAGAGCUCGAGAAAUUUUCUGCAAAAUAUACGGACAGAGCUAAGGUGAUCGCCGUGUUACCAGAACCUCAACGGCAGGAAGCAACGAUGAAGUUUAAGCAAAAGGAGUUCUACCUUGCUCUUAAACGGAUGCAGGAAAAACUGGAUCGCUUUGGCCAAGAUUCGAAGAACACUCUAGGCUCCCGAAAAGGUUCAUUUGGUGAUGCAUUCUGUAAGCUUCAUGAAUUUUUCGAAAAAAUCCCCAGGAUAAUCGCGUGCAUACUACACGCAUGUAACACAGUGCCGACUCCAGCCAGUACUACGGAAGAGGAUACCACGACAGAAGAAAUGGAUUCGCCUGAAGAAACAAGGAUAAAAGGAAGAGAACCACCCAGUCCUGAAGGGCAGCAUUGACAAUCUCAAUGCAAUGACUAUCAAAAGAUGGUAGAGACUCAUUAUCGUUAAUUAAAUAAUCCUUAAAAUUAUCGUGAUGUGAAUAAAAUUGUGUUCAAUGAAUGAAUGACCCAAUGGUUGAACAAGCUGUAGGUAUUUGUCAUUAAAAUAUUAAAAGCAAAUUUUUCUUAGUAUCGAAAACGGUUAUUAUACACUUCU
This is a messenger RNA of Hermetia illucens (black soldier fly), 840 nucleotides long. RefSeq lists its product as uncharacterized. Bases 97 to 642 code for a protein of 181 amino acids. The transcript is spliced from 3 exons. Lineage: Eukaryota; Metazoa; Arthropoda; Insecta; Diptera; Stratiomyidae. The record is from RefSeq and is a predicted model, not a curated record.